CACGAUCUCUACUAAAUUAGUGGAUCGAUUACAUUCAGAUCUGAAAACUAAGACUAAAACUUGUGGAUCGAUUUUGCUUAAUCAGUCAUCUCUAAAAAAUGGAGAACGAAUUGGAUUUAACACUGCGGUUGAGUCUGCCAAGUCCUACUGUUGAGACACAUCUGAGCUUAAACACUCUCACCACUGAUCAGGGGAACAACUUCGAAAGUAACCGCCGAGACAACAACGAUGUCGGUGAGAUUCGUGGCCGCCGUCACAUUCUUUGGAACAACGAUGAAUCGACCAACGACCACGAAGGUGGGAGAAAGAACGUCGACGUCAAUAUCCAAUACUACAACUUAAUCUUCAACCACUUCGCCGGCGUCGGCGAGACCUUGAACUUUGAACCUUUCCCGAUGCAACCAUCUCCGGCUCCUGUGCCGGAGACUCCUACGGGAAGUGACUAUGUGCUGAUUGAUGUCCCUGCUAAGAGAGCUCAACGUAACUCUUUAACGUUUAAAAACGCUGUGGACGCUCAUGCGAUUCUAGGGCGGCGUUGGGGCUGCAGCGGCGCCUGUACAGCAAGAAGGAUUAACGAGAUGAGGAAGUGUACGAACAUGAACUGCAAGGCAAUUAACACUCCUAUGUGGCGAAAGGGUCCUCUUGGUCCCAAGGCAAGUUCAUUAUCUUAUCUCAAAAUCUUUAACUUAUUAACCAUGUUCGAAUAAGUUUAAGAUAUUAACUGCGCUGCUUAAACCUAAACUUUAACUAAAUGAAUGUUGUUAACUAAUGUGUUUCAGAGUUUAUGCAAUGCUUGUGGGAUAAAGUUCAGGAAGGAGAAAGAGAAGAGAUGCAAUGGAACUGAGUGAUUGUGGUUGUCUUUGUAUUUGAUUAAUAUACAAAAAGAGAGAAACUGAAUCAUUGUUAAUUAAGCAUUAUAUGUCUCUGAUUAAGCUUUUUGAGAGGAAAGCUAAACUAUGGAGAUUUAAGCAGAUUUAUUGAAGUGUCAUUUUCAAUAUGUUAAAUAUAUGAAUUUGCAGCUUUUUAAUGAAAAAAAAAAAAAAGUUCGAUGUACCUACAUUAUUAGAGUUUUAACAAAUUAUGCUAAAUAAAGGCAGUAAUUCUUUAAAUAAAAUACCAUCUUAGUUUUUUUUUUUAGGUUUCUUUGAUAUGUUUCUAUUCGUUGUUUCGAAAUCAAUAUGUGCUUCCGUUUCGAUGACAAUAAUUAAGGCUACUUAGUACUUAUAUAUAAGGUAUGAAUUUUAUUUUUGUUUUAUUACUCUUUGUCGUCUAUCUUUACUAGUUAUCGCUUAGAUUUCUCUUGUGAUCGUAUAUCUCCGGAAAGAUUUUGAUCUUUAUUGGCUUCUAGUUCUGAAAAGAAAGUGUUUUUAUUAGCUUAUGUGCUACUUGUGUCUGAUUAAGCUUUUUGAGAGGAAAGCUAAACUAUGGAGAUUUAAGCAUAUUUAUUGAAGUGUCAUUCAUUUUCAAUAUGUUAAAUAUAUGAAUUUGCAGCUUUUUAAUGAAAACAAAAAUAAUGUUCGAUAUACCUACAUUAUUAGAGUUUUAACAAAUUAUGAUAAAUAAUGGCGGUAAUUCUUUAAAUAAAAUACCAUCUUAAUUUUUUUUUAGGUUUCUUCGAUAUGUUUCUAUUCGUUGUUUCAAAAUCGAUAUCUGCUUCCGUUUCGAUGACAAUAGUCAAGGCUACUUAAUACUUAUAUAUUAAAGGUAUGACUUUUAUUUUUGUUUUAUUUAUUCUUUGUCGUCUAUCUUUACUAGUUAUCGAUUAGAUUUCUCUUGUGAUCGUAUAUCUCCGGAAAGAUUUCGAUCUUUAUUGGCUUCUAGUUCUGAAAAGAAAGUGUUUUUAUUAGCUUAUGUGCUACUUGUUUUAAUAGGAUUUUUAGAUGACAAAAAAUAUUUAUUAGUUAUUCAAAAAUACAAAAGCAUAUUCAAUGAUGGAGAAAUACUAUAUAUCAAUAAUUUUAAAUGAAUGUCAUAUUUUUUGUUUGAAAAGAACAUAUCAGAAGUAAUACAUAUUCGCACACUAAUUUACAUAAAAUAUCAUUGGUUCAUCUAGCUACUUUUAUCAGUUUCAGUGUUUUUUUUUACAUAAAUUUUCAAUUUUACAAUAAUUCACUUCUAGUGAUGAAUUCAUUCUUCGUCAUAAGUCAUUUAAAAUUGAAAUAUUGACUUAAAAAGAAAUUCUUAUUACUGAUUUUGAUGCAGACAAAUUUCAAAAAUGUAGUCUUUAUUUUCUUUUCUUUUUUUUUUGGUUAAAAGAUGAUUCAUUAAUUCAAAGACUAGAGUUUCUCCAAAGCGGAGGAUACCAAAAUUAAAGAGAGAGCUGAUUUGGCAAUUGAGGUGAAGGAUCAACUCGACACGCGGAUGUCAUCGAUGAUACUUCGAAUACCUGUCUCAGAGGAGUGUCCAUCGAGAUGUAGAGUGAGAUUUCUGGAAUAUGUGUAGUAUACCACUUCUUGAAAGUUCAUCUGAAUCCCACCAGAAAUAGCUGCCUUAAGGGCCAGCGCCUCUGCAAUUUAAGGCGAGGCAGCAUGAGCUCUGCUAUCAAAACACAUCCACCUUGAACGAACCUAGUCCACAAUCGCAAGAUAAAGGAUUCCAAGCAGCAUCCGGUAGAUAAUCUUUACAUUAGCGGGGUGAUUAGCAUUCAUGGCAAUAAGAUUUUUCGGGUCAGCUUUAGUGGCAGGGAGAUCUGUUGCCUGUUGGUAGUCUUUGUUUUCUCAAAAUACAUCCCAUUGCACUAGCUAAUUUUCCAUUUCCUAUCAAUUUUAAUGAAUUUUCAAAUGGUUUUGUACGGUUAGAAUUAUUCUAUAAGGAUGAGAUUUACAUAUUUUGAAUUCUGGUUAUCAGGUUCUGUAUAGAGAUAAAUAGAUUCAAAUUAAAAUAUAUUGAUAUUACAGCUGUAUGUUUACUAGAAAGGAACGUUAUUCUUGUUUGUUUACUAGAAAGGAACGUUAUUCUUGUUCUUUUUUGAGCAAUAGAGACGUUAUUCUUUAAACCAAUGUAAUUGGUUUUCUUUGUU
This is a messenger RNA of Brassica napus (rape), 3019 nucleotides long. RefSeq names its product GATA transcription factor 29-like. The transcript is spliced from 3 exons. The coding region runs from base 99 to 707 and encodes 202 amino acids. Lineage: Eukaryota; Viridiplantae; Streptophyta; Magnoliopsida; Brassicales; Brassicaceae. The record is from RefSeq and is a predicted model, not a curated record.